Molecule: messenger RNA, 3696 nt
Organism: Eleginops maclovinus (Patagonian blennie)
Lineage: Eukaryota; Metazoa; Chordata; Actinopteri; Perciformes; Eleginopidae
Gene: msh3
Product: mutS homolog 3 (E. coli)
Exons: 24
Coding region: 102-3467 (1121 amino acids)
Biological process (GO): mismatch repair; somatic recombination of immunoglobulin gene segments; mitotic recombination
Cellular component (GO): nucleus
Molecular function (GO): mismatched DNA binding; ATP binding; ATP-dependent DNA damage sensor activity
Source: RefSeq, a predicted model, not a curated record
GAAAACCCGGACAGCCAAAGCCUCUCACUGACUUCUACAGCAAUACAUGUGCAAACAGUUAUAUACUUAUUGAUGCAUCUAAGAUAAGAGAAAGGUAAAGCAUGCCAAAGUCUCUGAAGAAGUCGUGCACCGCUCAAACCUCCAUCAGCAGAUACUUCGGAGGUCUGAGCAGCAGGACUGUGUCUCAGUGUGGGAUUAACAAGAAUCCUGCCGAGCAGCAGCCUUCAAGGGGCAAGAAGAAACGGUCCCCUGAUGAUAGUUUUGGAUUGCCAACAAAACGAACCAAGCUUCCUGUACAUGACCUGCAGGUGGAGGAUUUAAACUCUGAGCCUCCCUCCUUUCAGAGCAAUAAAAAGACAACGGUAAUAUCAAGCCCAGAAGCAGCAGGCCUCUGCUCCUCCACCUUGGAGAAGCUGAAAGGCUUCACCUGCUCGACUGAGGCCACUGAUGGUGCUAGCAGUAAAAUCUGUGAAGGAGGAAGCAGUAUCCGGCCUACUCAGGACAUUACUGAACAACACCGCAAUACAAAUAAGCCUCAUCAGCCAGGAGAGGAGCAUGAGGAGGAAGAGGAUGUUGAAGAAACAGGGGGUUCGAGGCUUGCUGCUUCAAAACAGGGGUUCCAUUUUUCUCAGUUUGCCAAUUCAGGAGGAGGGGGAGGGGGAGUCAGGUUUGCAGAGCUAACUCUCCCUUCAGACUUGAGCGCCCCCUCGAAGCGCUCGAAGAAAGUGUUCACCCCCCUGGAGCAGCAGGUGAUUCAGCUGAAACGACAGCACCCGGAUGCAUUGUUGGCUGUGGAGUGUGGCUACAAGUACAGGUUCUUUGGAGAGGAUGCAGAGAUUGCUGCAAAGGAGCUCAAUAUCUUUUGUCACCUGGAUCAUAACUUCAUGACGUGCAGCAUUCCGACACACCGUCUGUUUGUUCACGUUCGACGGUUGGUGUCCCAUGGACAUAAGGUUGGUGUGGUAAAGCAGACGGAGACGUCUGCAAUCAAGGCCUCAGGGGCCAAUAAGAACGCUCUGUUUGCUCGUAGGCUGAGCGCUCUGUACACCAAGUCCACUCUGGUGGGAGAGGAUGUGAACCCAGUCUGCAGUCUAAGGGCUGUGGAGGAGGGGGUCUGUGAUGAAGUGGUGUCGGACCCCCCUGACAGCUUCCUUCUGUGUAUCAGUGAGAGUUGGGACAAAGUGAAGAAGCAGCUAACUGUGGGGCUGGUGGCAGUCCAGCCGAGCACAGGUGACGUUUUACUGGAUUGUUUUCCUGAUGAUCCUUCUCGAUCCGAACUAGAGGGUCGUGUCCUAAAGAUCAAUCCUGUGGAGAUCCUGGUGCCCUCCGACCUCUCAGAACAGACUCACAGACUCCUGCAGAGCAUCGCUGCCGCCAGCGCUCAGGCUGAUGACCGAGUGAGAGUUGAGAAGAGGGACAGCACUCAGUUUGAGUUCGUCUCAGCCAUGAACACAGCAACAGAGUUCUACUGCCACACCCAGGAGAAAGGCUCUCGCUCUCUGUCGAGUGUAGCAUCCUUGGAGAGCCCAGUGAUCUGCUGUCUGGGGCCCCUCAUUCAAUACCUCCAAGAAUUCAACUUGGAGAGAGUUCUUAGAAGUGAAAGCUCAUUUCGGCGUCUGUCCUGUGAGUCGGAGGGUAUGAUUCUUGGUGCGGCCACCCUCAGGAACCUGGAGAUCUUAAACAAUCAGACAGAUGGCGGGCUGAAGGGCAGUCUGUUGUGGGUGUUGGACCACACUCGCACUGCAUUUGGGAAGAGAAUGAUGAGGAAGUGGGUGAGCCAGCCCCUCACAGACAUGAUGUCUCUGUCAGAGAGGCAGGAUGCUGUGCAGGAGAUCCUGGAGUCACCCUUGCUCACUCUAGGUUCCAUCAAAUCUCUGCUGUCGCAUCUGCCUGAUUUGGAAAGAGGCAUCUGCAGCAUUUACCACAAAAAGUGUUCCACGCAGGAGUUUUACCUUAUUAGCAGUAGUCUUUCCCGCCUGGGGCUGGAACUGCAGGCCUUGCUCCCAGCUAUCCAUUCACAGAUCAGCUCUGCGCUCCUCCGAGGCGUCUUGUUGGACACACCUAACCUGCUGGCUCCGGCCCACAGCCACCUCAAGGUGCUCAAUGAAAAGGCAGCCAAGUCGGGAAAUAAAACAGAGCUGUUCUCAGAUCUGUCCGGCUUCCCAGUGCUGCAAGAGAGGAGAGAGGAGAUCCAGACUGUCAUGAACGAGAUUCAAGACCACCGAAAAGAAGUCCGGCGGAUGCUGAAGGCCCCGGCACUCAACUACACGACAGUGUCUGGACAGGAGUUUCUGAUUGAGGUGAAGAACUCGCUGUCGUCCACUGUUCCACCUGACUGGGUCAAAAUCAGCAGCACCAAGGCAGUCAGCAGAUAUCACUCUCCUUUCCUGGUGGAGCGCUACAAGAAGCUGCUGCAGCUCCGAGAGCAGCUGCUGCUGGACUGCCAGAAGGAGUGGACCAAUUUUCUUGAUCAGUUUGGGGAGCACUAUCACACCAUGAAAAGAGCUAUUAGUCACCUAGCAACCAUGGAUUGUCUCUUCUCAUUGGCUGAGGUGGCUAAACAAGGAGACUAUUGCAGGCCUGAGGUGAGUGAAGAUCAGCGUCAGAUUUUGAUCAGGGAUGGACGACAUCCUGCGAUUGACUUACUGAGGGGAGAGCACAACCAGUAUGUACCUAACCUCACCGAACUGCAGGGGGAUGGCAGGAGAACCAUGAUAAUCACGGGUCCUAAUAUGGGGGGUAAGAGCUCCUACAUCCGGCAGGUGGCCCUGAUUUGUGUGAUGGCUCAGAUGGGCUCCUAUGUCCCGGCCUAUGAGACCCGCCUGGGCAUGCUGGACGGCAUUUACACCAGGAUGGGGGCUUCAGACAACAUCUACAAAGGGCGAAGUACAUUCAUGGAAGAGUUGACUGAAGCCUCAGAGAUCAUUUCUCGUGCAACCGACCAUUCAUUGGUGAUCCUUGAUGAGCUGGGACGGGGCACGAGCACUCAUGACGGUAUUGCGAUCGCCUAUGCCACCUUGGAGUACUUCAUCAGAGAUGUGAAAGCCCUCACCCUGUUUGUGACCCAUUACCCUCCUCUGUGCGAAUUGGAGCGGGUGUAUCCUGAACACGUGUCUAACUUCCACAUGGCUUUCCUACUCAAUGAACCUGACAUCAACACUGAAAUUGACGACGAAGAGGUUCAGCCAGAGUUCAUCACUUUCCUCUACCAGUUAACUGAAGGAGCAGCAGGACGGAGCUACGGCCUCAAUGUUGCCCGAUUGGCUGACAUCCCAGACCCUAUACUACACACUGCUGCACACAAAGCUCGAGAGCUGGAAAGCACGGUCAACGCCAGGAGGAAGAAUAAAAAACUUCUCUCAGAUCUCUUGAGCAUCUCGGACAGGUCAUCCCUCAUGGAGUGGUUGCAGUCACACUCUGCAUUGGUGCAACACCAGGAAAACACACUCCCUGCAAUCAGUGAAUGAGCAUGCUCAAGGAAGGAUACACGGAAGCUCAGAAGUCCAAACUUGUCUUCGAAAGGGCACAGCACUGAGUGGAGUCAUUUUUGUCAGUGUUUGUGUGCGUUUCUGCAUUUCACCAUCAUGUGUACUGUAGCUGUUUGCUAAAUAUAAAUUCUUCCAGACUAAAAAUAUUUCACUUCCAGACAAUAUUUGAAAUCAGUGUUUGAUGAUUAAAAAAGUAAAAAAAUGGAAA